Molecule: messenger RNA, 405 nt
Organism: Pocillopora meandrina
Lineage: Eukaryota; Metazoa; Cnidaria; Anthozoa; Scleractinia; Pocilloporidae
Source: the annotation of a GenBank genome assembly
AUGCGUGGGGCUGCGUUGUUUCAACUUCAGAAUUUGUUGCUGGGUGUACGGGUGAAAUAUGGGAAUUUGAAGGCAGCACUCUGUGAGCGGUUUGUCCCAAAGGAACGGAGAGAGCUUCACAAAGCUGAAUUUCGUACAAGGUGUCGCGAGCGAGAGGAGAGGCUGCCAGAUCUCGCCAGUUCGUUGCGGAGACUUGUCGGGAAAGCGUACCUGGAGGUGGUUACUGAUUUGCAAGACAGCCUAGCGAAGGAUCAGUUCAUUGAUGCGUUGGAGGAUCGGGAAAUACAGAUGAAGAUCCGAGAAUCCACCCCAAAAACGCUCGAUAAGGCUAUAGUCGAACCUUGCAGAUCGAGGCAAUGUACAAGGCUGGGUCUUAGCGCACAAAAGGUCGAUUGGUGUGAUUGA